Molecule: messenger RNA, 1791 nt
Organism: Prionailurus viverrinus (fishing cat)
Lineage: Eukaryota; Metazoa; Chordata; Mammalia; Carnivora; Felidae
Gene: CCDC167
Product: coiled-coil domain containing 167
Exons: 4
Coding region: 40-684 (214 amino acids)
Source: RefSeq, a predicted model, not a curated record
GGUGCGUCCAAUAAUGACUGGGGGAGCCCUGCGAGUAACAUGACCAAAAAGAAGCGGGAGAAUCUGGGCGUCGCUCUAGAGAUCGAUGGGCUGGAGGAGAAGCUGUCACAGUGUCGGAAAGACCUGGAAGCUGUAAACUCCAGGCUCUGUGGGACGGACCUGAGCCCAGAGGCCAGGAAGUCUCUGGAGAAGGAGAAAAACAGCCUGAUGAACAAAGCCUCUAACUAUGGAGUUAAAGUUGCUUCGGCAGGAGAACCGGAAGAACAUGCUGCUCUCUGUGGCCAUCUUUAUUCUCCUGACCCUCAUCUACACCUACUGGACCAUGUGAGCCUGAGACUUCUCCACAGUCAGCACGGGUUUCCUCCUUGGUCCCCUGGUCACAACCAAGCAGGCCCUUCAAGCCUCAAGACAAUCAAGGUACAGGCGUAUUUCUCCCCGGCCCCGACACUGGAUCAGGGCUGCCAGCCCAGCCCCUCUUCACUCCUGGUCCUGCUGUGGGGCCUGGGUCUCCAGAAGGACUUUGUGCUGAUUCCCCUCUCAGCCCAAGGGAGAGGCAAUAAAGAACAGCCAGGCUGCUUCUGUCUGCUGAGUAAAUGUCAUGGUCUGACUGCAGCUGGAGGGCAGUGGGGGUGGCACUCGGGAAUCAAGGAAGAAAAGAUGUUCAAGGGGAAGUGUUCAGCUUAGAACUCAGAAAGGAGGGGGAAGGCAGGGUUGCGAAGGUGAGUCCCCAGCUUAAGUGGGGAAUAAGGAGACAGGAGGAAGCAUUGUAAAAGCCAAAACUAUUCUGGGAGCCAUUUCCAGGGCUUAGGCCUUGCACUACCAGUCCACCGUGCCCACCAAACACACUUUCUUGCCCUCCAGUCAGGGUCACUGCCUGUAAUUAUGGCAUGAAAAAAAAAAACACACGCCAUGCAGCAAAGGGUGACCAGGGAAGUGGUCAUGUGGAGGUACCACAGGACCACAGAGUUAACCCAUCUUCAAGAGGCAAGCAGGGCUGGUGAGGCCUGGCAGAGUAGGCGGCAAGAGCCAUGGUAAUGACCAGACUUACAGUGACAGUGGGCAGCAAAUCAGGCAGGGUUGGCUGGAGUGGGGGCAGGAGCAACAAACAUGGCCACCCCCCAACUCUGCUCCCAGCACCAGGGCCAGGAGGGGCAGGAGUGGGAGGCUGAGCAAAGCCGAGCAUAGUAGGGCAACCAGAAGGAUCAGGGGCUUGGCCUGGAAACUACACCAGUUAGGAAAGUGGAGUUGCCCUAGGAGCUCAGGAUGUGAGACAUCAAGGACCCUCGGGGCCAGGGUGAAGGAAGGAGCCAAAGUACAGCAGGCUAGAGGAGGCCAGCACCAGAGCUGUGGAGCUGGUGGAGCAGCUCUAGCCCUGGGCCGAGAGGGAGGCACCAUCGGCACCUGCACACCUCACCCCAAGCACAGCCCCCCCCACCCCCACCGGUGCAGGCACAGAAUGGAGGGGAGGCUGGCCAGGGGUCAGUGCAACCGUCUCUCCCUCCCUCUCUCCCUCCGGUCUAGUGACACUAAUUGGUCUGACACCUCUGUUAUUUUAGUCACACAGACUGAUCCUGGAUUGUCACAGUGCUACCAUGGAGUGAGCCGUGUGAUUUAUGUAAGGGGGAAGGUGCCUCCCUGCCCUGCUGGGCAGUAGGUUCUUUCAUUCUCCAGUCCCUGCUUCCAACAGGAGCUGCAUAAUUUCUGGACUCUUCCUAGGUGGGGCCCCUUCUCUAGCAGCAGGGCCCACGAGGCCCAGGAGCUUGUAGAGGCUCUGAUUAAACAAACCUGCUU